Messenger RNA from Gekko japonicus, 5073 nucleotides. RefSeq names its product platelet activating factor acetylhydrolase 1b regulatory subunit 1 (gene PAFAH1B1). Gene Ontology annotation, cellular component: COPI vesicle coat. The coding region runs from base 549 to 1781 and encodes 410 amino acids. Gene Ontology annotation, biological process: intra-Golgi vesicle-mediated transport; intracellular protein transport; retrograde vesicle-mediated transport, Golgi to endoplasmic reticulum. Gene Ontology annotation, molecular function: protein binding. The record is from RefSeq and is a predicted model, not a curated record. Lineage: Eukaryota; Metazoa; Chordata; Lepidosauria; Squamata; Gekkonidae. The transcript is spliced from 11 exons.
CGCCUGUCCCCGCCCCCCUCGGCUGGGCGCACAUGCGCAGUGCGCGCGGCGGGCCGAGCCUGCUCCCUCCUCGCCUCGCUCCUUCCUCCCCUCCCUCCUUCCUGGCGGCCGGGGCGCCACUGACAAGACCGACAAGAGCGGCGACCGAGACCGGCGCGGGCGGCAGAAGAAGGGGGAACGGGCACCACCGCCGACCGCCAACCACCACGACGACGACGAGGAGGAGGAGAGGCCGCUCCGCCAGAGCCCCGCGCCCUCUCCGCGCCCCCCCGCCUCCCUCCGCGCGGGAGGGGGCCGCACCCCUCCCUGCCUCCCUCCCCGGCGCUGCGAAGCCGCCUCCCUCCCAGCCCUUGGCGGGGCCCGCCGCCGGCGGCCGCUCGGAUGGAAUGAAUCUUCCUUGUUGAAUGCAUACGGUCUACUUGCUGGAGCUUGCUUGUUCUUUGAGUUGAAGCCACUUCGUGGCAGGUUGAAUUGUGGAUCCCUGAAUCCCUAGUCUGCUUGUCAAGAGGAAGACAGCUGAAUCACGUUAACCUGACAUCACAGCCACCAUGGUGCUGUCACAGAGGCAACGAGAUGAACUAAAUCGAGCGAUAGCAGAUUACCUUCGUUCUAAUGGCUAUGAAGAGGCGUACUCUGUUUUUAAAAAGGAAGCAGAGCUUGAUGGGAAUGAAGAGUUAGAUAAGAAGUAUGCUGGGCUCUUGGAAAAAAAAUGGACAUCGGUUAUAAGAUUACAAAAGAAGGUUAUGGAAUUAGAAUCCAAACUAAAUGAAGCUAAGGAAGAAUUCACAUCAGGUGGGCCGCUUGGCCAGAAACGAGACCCUAAAGAAUGGAUCCCUCGUCCUCCAGAAAAGUAUGCAUUGAGUGGUCAUAGGAGUCCUGUCACAAGAGUGAUUUUCCACCCAGUUUUCAGUGUCAUGGUCUCUGCUUCAGAGGAUGCGACAAUAAAGGUAUGGGAUUACGAGACGGGUGAUUUCGAACGAACCCUGAAAGGCCACACAGACUCUGUGCAAGAUAUUUCUUUCGACCACAGUGGCAAGCUAUUGGCUUCCUGCUCUGCAGAUAUGACCAUUAAGCUAUGGGAUUUCCAGGGAUUCGAGUGUAUCAGAACCAUGCAUGGUCAUGACCACAAUGUUUCAUCCGUAGCCAUCAUGCCCAAUGGGGAUCAUAUAGUGUCUGCCUCAAGGGAUAAAACCAUCAAAAUGUGGGAGGUUCAAACAGGUUAUUGUGUGAAGACUUUCACAGGGCACAGAGAAUGGGUCCGUAUGGUGCGACCUAACCAGGAUGGCACCCUGAUUGCCAGUUGUUCUAAUGAUCAGACGGUGCGUGUUUGGGUGGUAGCGACAAAGGAGUGCAAAGCUGAACUCAGAGAACAUGAGCACGUGGUAGAAUGCAUUUCUUGGGCUCCUGAGAGCUCUUAUUCCACCAUAUCGGAAGCUACGGGAUCCGAGACGAAGAAGAGUGGUAAGCCCGGGCCUUUCCUGCUUUCUGGAUCUAGAGACAAGACCAUUAAGAUGUGGGACAUUAGCACUGGCAUGUGCCUUAUGACACUGGUGGGCCACGAUAACUGGGUUCGUGGUGUCCUGUUCCAUUCUGGGGGGAAAUUUAUUUUGAGCUGCGCUGAUGACAAGACCUUGCGUGUCUGGGACUACAAGAACAAAAGAUGCAUGAAAACUCUCAAUGCGCACGAACACUUUGUUACCUCGUUGGAUUUCCACAAGACAGCGCCCUACGUGGUCACCGGCAGCGUAGAUCAAACAGUGAAAGUGUGGGAGUGCCGUUGAUUUGAAUCCACGCCUGGCCCCGCCCCCUCCCCCCCUCCCUUCUGGAUGCACUCGGAUACCAUGGUCACCCAUUGAGCUCUGUUUAAAAUAAAUAUUGUCCUUUCAUGUAAAUUAUUCUGGAUGUAGAUUGAGCUUAUUAAAUGUUACACACAAAGUAUUCAUGCAUGGUGAAUCCAAAUUGUAUACUGUAAAUUUACAUACGUUGUCUAGAAGUACCAUAGGUUUUACGAAUACGGGCUGGCAUUGGUCACAUCAGACCUGAGAAGGCAGAAGCUGGUUGGUUGCAUUAGGGGCACUUAAAAGAGGUGAGAGCAAAAUCAUCUUGACACCCGUUUUUCUUCUUUUCGGGUGGUGCCUGUAAAUGGUGACUCUCAUAUGGGAUGGGGGGGGGCCUCUUGCAGUAACAGACACACCUCUCUCUGUCACAUCACUUAAGUGUGUUUAAGAAAUCUUCUCAAAGGGUACUAGAUAAACAAGGCUGCAAUUUAGAAUCUUACAUAAUUAAUGGAUACUAAUUAAAGUUGGGUUCUUUUUGUCAUUAUAUAUUUGCCAAAUCAAUAGUUGGUUUUUUUUCGGCUUCCUAUCAAGUUUAAAAAAAUGGUUUAGUCUUCAAGCUGCAAAACGGAGAGAGACCUCGGUAUGAUGUGAUGUCUUGUCUUGUUUUUAAAACCUGGUCAUUGGAGUUCUGUUGCAUUCUAACACUUGGCACUUAACACUUUCCAUGCAAAAGAUGUUUUAGGGAGGCCAUCAGUUUUUGCUUGACUUCUGCUCUUAAGCUUCUGGCCGAUGGCCCAGCUGCUGGCUUUGGCUAUGGUUUCUGCAGAGUGCUGUCCAGAGUUGUGUCCCUUCCUUGCUCUCCAGAGGUCAGUGCGAGUGCAGCGAGCUGGGCAACAUUGCAGUGAUCCCCAUUCUCUCUGGCUGAAGUCGGGACUCGGUGCCAGGGAGUGGAGACGCCUUUGCAAGCAGUGGCAGCUGGUGGCACCCUGGGCGGUUGGAUCCUGCGGAGGACAGCAGAGCACACAGGAUCCAAAGAGGAACACAGCCCCUGUGCAAGCAGAGUUCUCUGCACAUCAUUUUUUAAAAAUCAGCAGAAUGUUCAUUUCAGAGUGGAAAUACUUUUUCAGUUGGACAAGCCUAUAUUCCAAAAGACCAGAAAAUGCACAAGCAUUUUAAUGGGCAUUUUGGGCCAAAUUGCAUUGCAGGUAAUGAAGAGUUUCUGGUCCUUAACUAACCAGGUCUCUUUAGAUCCCUUUGAGGUAUGUAGUGAACUGCCAGCCUGACAUUUUAGCGUGGAGAGAUUUUUGUUUUAUUUGCUCUGUUCAGUGGAGGGACUUUUAAGAAUGGUCCCUUUUUAAAAAGAAGUAUGUAAUAGCAAAGGAACACUUGAGUUUGGGAGGGUUUAAAUGCACGCCAAGAGAAAUGCCAAUUCACCCCCAAGGUUUUGUGAUCUGGCAUCUUGUUGGAGGGUUUAGUUGAUCAGUUGCAGUUAGGGCUGUGAAGGGGGUGUGUUUGUGUGCAGGGUAGCAGACAGCCACGUUUCUUGAUCAGCCACCAUGUUCCACAAGUGAAUCUUGCACACUUGAGGUCUUACUUUUGUUUUUAAACUGUGUUUGACUGGAAAUGGUUAAUCUGCUCUUUUCCCUUCUUUCCCCUCAAGAACUUCUGAAUCUAUAGUGGGCACAGGGUUAAUGGUUCCUGUUAAUAGCAGUCAAGUGUUUUCCUGGCAAGGUGUACCAAUUCUAGCUAUUUUUUAAGAGUUCAGAUAAACCACGUGUAUUUCCACAACUAGAGGAGCAAAGGUUCUGUAUCUAGCAGUGGAGUUCUCUGCUGUGUUCCUUCCUCCACCCCUUUGCUUUUUCAGGAAGUUCAGGGUCCCUUUGGCAGCCUUCUUCUGGGCUUGGGAGGGAGCCCUCCCUGCUUUGGCUGACCUGCAAGCGGCAGGGUUGUUUAGCCUCCUGCACAGGAGAUAUUUGGGGAGGGUUCUGAACUGGAUCAGCAGUUUCUGACCUAGUUCUUAAAACAAAGGGGGAAAGCUGAAUGAACGGGUCGGAAGUGGUGGUAUCGGCUGUGGAACCAUUUCUUAAAGGCUUCCGCUCUCGUGUGUUUUUUUCAACUUUUUUUCUGGCUGUCCAAUCCUGUGCCUUUUCUGUAUCGAGUCCAAAUGCUUAGUUGGUUUGGUUCAUAAAAGGAAUUGUUGGAAGGUGUCCAGUGAUUCAUAGUUGGAAAUACCUUUUUUGUUGUGUAAAAAAGACAGGUUUUUAAAAAAUCAAAAGAAGGUGCCAGAUUCCUAGACAAACCACGCCCCGUGUGUCCCCCCCCCUUGGAAAGAGGCUGCAGACAGACACCCCCCCCCACUCCCACAAACAUUCCAGGACCACGUGAAUUGACACUUGCCCAGUUCUUUCGCUUUCUCUCUCUCUUUUUUUUUGGAAAGUGCAGAGUUCUUUGAGGUUUGGACACAAUCUGAAAACUGAUGUCUCAGCGCAUCUUGCACUUUACAAUUUUUUUUGUUGUUGAGCAAAAAAAAUUAUAUAUAUAAGCCGUCCUGCUUUUGUGUGUGGUGUGACCAAUGAUGUGCCCAGGGCACUAAUAAUUAAAAAAAAAUAGUUGCUAGCAAGUUGUCAAAGAGCACUGUAGCAUUUUGAAAGCUUUGGCUAUUGCCUCACCAAGCCCCCCCACCCCCGCAUCUUCUGUCAGCCUCUUGCUUCUUCUCCUGUUGACUACUUCAGUUUCUCUGUGAAUUGAAUUACCUAUUACAUCACUCUUAAAUAGCUUUCUCUCUUCUUCCUCCUUCCUCACUGUUUCCUUCUCUUCCCUCUCCAAACUCAUGAAAGCUAUUUAAAAGGAAAAAUCUGGGGUCUUGGUUUCAUGGCUAGCAGAGGCUUGGUAAUCCUGAGACUUUUUUGGAAUGGAAAAUUUAUGGAAUGUGAAUGGAGGAAAAAAUAAAGUACUCAGUAAUUCCGUAUUCUCAAUCCAGCAGACUGUCUAAUGCAGAACUUGUUUCAGCGGCAGAAUGAUGUACAUAUAAUAGGGGAAACUGGCUUAGAAGGAUGGGGGAGAGGGGGGGGGGGGGGGGGACGGACGACGACAGACAAUUGAGCCAGGAUGCUAACUGGCCUUUUUAUUCUCUUUCCACUUGUGUCCCUGUAAAGGAACUGCUUUUUCUGGCCUAAACAUUAUCCCUUCCAGCUUUCCAAAGUUUAUUCUCAAGAGUUAGCGAAAUCUUCCACUUUCUUUAGAGGGAGAUACUGACAUGAACACAAGCCGUCUUAACCCCGCCCCCCCCCCUCCC